CCGCCACAAAUAAAUCAAUGACUUCACCAUGACUCUGUACCUGCGUCACUACUGGAAGGACGAGCGGCUGUCCUUCCCGAGCACCAACAACCAGAGCAUGACCUUCGACAGCCGCCUGGUGAAGAAGAUCUGGGUCCCCGACAUGUUCUUCGUCCACUCCAAGCGAUCUUUCAUCCACGACACCACGACCGAUAACGUCAUGCUGAGGGUUUACCCCGACGGAAACGUCCUCUACAGUCUCAGAGUCACUGUCACUGCCAUGUGCAACAUGGACCUCAGCCGCUUCCCUCUGGACACCCAGACCUGCUCGCUGGAGAUCGAGAGCUAUGCGUACACAGAUGACGACCUGAUGUUGUACUGGAAGAAGGGCAACGAAUCCCUGAACACGGACGAAAGAAUAUCUCUGUCCCAGUUCCUCAUCCAGAAAUUUCACACCACCACUAAGCUGGCUUUCUACAGCAGCACAGGCUGGUACAAUCGCUUGUACAUCCACUUCACCCUGCGGCGCCACAUCUUCUUCUUCCUGCUGCAGACCUACUUCCCGGCCACUCUGAUGGUCAUGUUGUCCUGGGUGUCCUUCUGGAUCGACCGCAGGGCCGUCCCCGCCAGGGUGCCGCUCGGCAUCACCACAGUGCUAACCAUGUCCACCAUCAUCACCGGGGUCAACGCCUCCAUGCCCCGCGUCUCCUACAUCAAGGCGGUGGACAUUUACCUCUGGGUCAGUUUUGUCUUUGUGUUCCUGUCGGUGAUAGAGUACGCGGCGGUCAACUACCUCUCCACCGUGCAGGAGAGGAAAGAGAGGAAACUGAGGGAGAGACUGCCGUGUACAUGCGGCCUUGGUAACCCUGACGACAUGAUGAUCGACCCCCAGAUCACUGGCUACGGGUCCAUGGAUAUCAACAACACGGGGAAUUAUGGGAUGCCGGUGAACGGCGGUCGCCAGGACAGAAUGUUGGCCCAGGUGUCUCUGAAUGACCCGCAGAUCACAGGCCAGAUGAAGGCCUCCAGAGGCUACGUGAACGUUUGGAUAGACACCCACGCUAUAGACAAGUACUCCAGGGUUAUGUUUCCUGGAGCGUACAUCCUCUUUAACAUCAUCUAUUGGUCCAUCUACUCAUAACCCGGGGAUGCAGAAGAUGAUGAUGAUGAGACUCCAGGAGCAGGAACACGUGAUGCUUUUCAGACAUGAUGAAGCAUGGGGACCACUGACAGAUUGGUGACCACUGCCUUCUCGACCCAGCCACUUAAAACUGGAGAAUUUCAAAUCAGCUACAGACGGACAGGAUGGUUGACAUAGCUGUUUUUAUCACUCCGUCAAAUCUGUGUGGUUUCAUGUUGUAAUUAUAGACGUUUGGAUAUCGUUGUGUCCUGAAAACGUACUUCACAGAGAGACUCACACACAUGGACCUGUGUUUCUGUGCAGCUCAACCCACUUCAGUUAUCAAUGCAGUGACUCAGCAACUCUUUAAUUAAAAUAUGAACCGGAAGCGGAUUACUGACACAUUCCUUUUCUUUUUCUAUAUGAACUAGACGUGACAAUCAAUGGCAAACUGAAAAUAUUCAAGGUUGGUUUGUCGUUAUUAUAUUCUAGAUAUCAUUCUUCGUCGUAAAAAUCUCAGCUCUUGGAUGAGAAAAAAAAUGAAUUUUCUUCUAAAAACCUGAUAAUGUGAUUAUUUUAAAGUGUUUCCUUUGCAGCACGUUAGUUUGAUUCAGAAUGUGUUAAAUGUUCUGGUGAUCUUUGUGUCAAUGCAAUUAUUUUGCUGUCAAGCUACUUACUGUCGUGCGUUUUCGUAAUUCGACAAAGUUCAAUAUAAAGAAAAAGAGCAAAAAAUGCAGUCAAUAAAAACACAAAUGUUAAUAUGUAUGUUAAGUAAAACCGGAACAUGAAUUAUGGUAUUGACUUGAUAAAUGUACUAAUUUCAUAUUUCAAUAUUUUAUACAACUGAAGCUCAUCUCCUCUGUUUGAUGUUGUGAGGCGUUGAGGUUACAGUGACCUGUUAGUUGCUAGUGUUAUCGUCUUUUUCAGCUUUAAACUCAAUUAUGUUUUGGUGAUUAAUGACAAUUUUAUGACAAAAAAAAUCUGAUAUUAUAGCAAACGCUGGUAACAAAUGUAUCAAUGGGAAACAUGUUUGAUAAUGAGCUUACAGGUGCUGAAGAACACAAUCACAAUACUGUACAUUUUAAAUCUCCUCAGUGUAAUACAUGUACAGAUGUAAAUGGAUUUUGCUGCAUGGCUGAAUAUCGCUUCUUUCUGAAUGUUGCUUCUGAAGACAUCAAUUAAAAUCUGCUCAAAACA
This is a messenger RNA of Notothenia coriiceps (black rockcod), 2296 nucleotides long. RefSeq names its product gamma-aminobutyric acid receptor subunit rho-1-like. The transcript has 7 exons. Gene Ontology annotation, molecular function: transmembrane signaling receptor activity; extracellular ligand-gated monoatomic ion channel activity. Lineage: Eukaryota; Metazoa; Chordata; Actinopteri; Perciformes; Nototheniidae. The record is from RefSeq and is a predicted model, not a curated record. The coding region runs from base 29 to 1120 and encodes 363 amino acids. Gene Ontology annotation, cellular component: membrane. Gene Ontology annotation, biological process: monoatomic ion transmembrane transport.